GUCAUCUAUUCGCAUCCGCACGAUCAGACAUGGCUAUCGAGAACGGCACUUACACCAUCCAGAACGCCUACACCCACGGCUACAUCACCCUCGCGAACAACAACGAGGGGACUCCUCUGAAUGCUGGAAGCUCCAGCAGUGAUGCUAACGCACAGUGGAAGGUGACCGCGGUGGGGAACGGACGUUACAAGAUCGAAAGCAUCAAGUAUUCAAGCAAGUUUGCGAACACCGGCUAUCCUGGACAAUUGCAGGAUGCUGUUGUUUCUAAGUCCAACGUUCAUGAAUUCAAGAUCGUUGAGACCACCACCUCUGGCCAGUAUAACAUCGUCUUGACCAACAACGACCUCUUCUGGGGCUUCGACAACGGAGAGGUCGGCACUUCCGUCACCCUCCGCCAGUACCCCACUGACUCGUCCAACAAGUGGGUCUUCGCUAAGGUCUAAGGUCAGCAUUCGGCGAGAGCAUCAGAAGACCAGUACGCUGGUCUUGUGGUAUUGCACUGUGUACGAGAGUUUAUUGAGAACUUGAUACUAUUCGAAUGUGACUGUUUUGUAUGCGAUGCUUGUUGUGCAAUAUGCCAUGUUCCAUGUAAGAGACG
Molecule: messenger RNA, 598 nt
Organism: Laetiporus sulphureus 93-53
Lineage: Eukaryota; Fungi; Basidiomycota; Agaricomycetes; Polyporales; Laetiporaceae
Exons: 4
Coding region: 30-443 (137 amino acids)
Source: RefSeq, a predicted model, not a curated record